AUGGUCCUGAAACAGAAUGUCGACAGCAAAUGCAGAAUAUGCCAUCAAUGUGAGGAACAUAUAAGCCACAUUAUUUCAGGCUGCUCAACACUGGCACCAACAGAAUACACCGAAAGGCACAACAACGUCGCUAAAUACAUACACUGGGCUAUCCUCAAGCAGCACCAAGUACCAGUUAGCAACAACUGGUAUGAUCAUUCUCCUGAAGCAGCAGUAGAGACAGACGAAGCAAAAUGUACGACAAAGGAGUCAUUACCGACCGUACGAUUUCCGCCAACCGACCUGAUAUUAUUUACCAAAAAACACAGAACACAUGGCGAAUUGAGGUAUCUGUACCAGACGACAACAACGUCAGCACCAAAGAAGCGGAAAAGGCCAGAAAAUACAAAGACCUCGAAAUCGAAAUAUCGCGCAUGUGGAAGACAAAGACAAGAACGGUACCCGGAUCAGCGGAGCUUUGGGGACUGCCACGAGGCAGUCAAGAACAACAUAAAAGAAACGCCCCGGAGAGGCGGGCAACACAAGGCAAAAGAGAGCACUGAGGAACAGCCCACAGGGGGCGGAAAACCCGGCCGACGAAAGACCGGAGAACGCAGGCAGAGGCCGGGCAAGCAGCCCGGCCGCGAGGAGGAAAGACAGAAGGAGAAGAAGAAGCAGAAGAAGAAGGAGAAGGAGAAGGAGAGAAGAGAAGAAGAAGAGGAGAAGAGGGAGAAGAGAACAAGAAGAACAGAAAAGAAGAAGGAGACGAAUAAUAAGAAGAGAAGAAGAAGGGGAGAAGGAGAAGGAGAAGGAGAAGAAGAUAGAACGAAGAAGAAGCAUAAGAAGAAGAAGAAAAGAAGAAGAGGAAGAAGAAGAAGACAAGAGUAA
This is a messenger RNA of Acanthoscelides obtectus, 867 nucleotides long. NCBI's taxonomy places the organism in Eukaryota, Metazoa, Arthropoda, Insecta, Coleoptera, Chrysomelidae. The record is from the annotation of a GenBank genome assembly.